Molecule: messenger RNA, 1227 nt
Organism: Effrenium voratum
Lineage: Eukaryota; Dinophyceae; Suessiales; Symbiodiniaceae
Source: the annotation of a GenBank genome assembly
AGUGCAAACGUGGCCCAAGAUGUGUUUCUGAUUUCGGUCAUGGCCACUCCGGGCCAUUUGUCCAUGAGGCCACAGGCGCGCCUGGCGCGCCCGUUCCUCGAGGUCCGCCCCGAAGCGCGCCCGCGGGUGGCUCAGCCAGGUUUUGGUGCCCUGGGCGCCCUGGGCGACGAGCGGAGCGAGCGGAGCGAGCGGAACCGGACGGGGAGGCAUUUUGUGAGCGCCCUCGCGCUUGGGGCCUUGGCUGCGCGUGCAGCACCCCGGCGACCCUUCGCAGUGCAAGCAGAAGCCGAAGGGGAGGGUGGAGUGACCACCAAGGACCGCCUCAACCCAUCCUCAAGGCUCAGAAGAGCGAAACGCUUCCUUCUGGCGUCCACCGUGGUGACCAUCGGCCUGGUGCUGCUGCUAUAUGCCACCAGCUUCGUGGAGAUGGCCAUGCACAAGCUCUUCGCACCCCCAAUGAAGGCGAAGUCCCCCGCCAUCGCUUGCAUGAUCGGGCUGGCGGUGGGUGGCCUGCACACGGUGGCGGGCCCGGACCACCUCGCGGCCCUGGCGCCUUUGGUCAUCGGCAAGCGCCGGACGCCCUUCGCAGCCUUCGGCCUGGGCGCCCUCUGGGGCUCCGGCCACGCCACGGGGCAGCUGGUGGUGGGCCUGGGCUGCCUUGCGGUGCACCUGGGCAUGCUGAAGAUGCAUUGGGCCACUGUCUUGGAGCAGAUGAGCGGCUUGCUGGUGGGCGCCUCUUUGAUUGCGAUAGGCCUUCUGGGCUUCAAGGACUGGCCCAAGACUACGACCCUGCAACCGCCGCCGAAUCAGAUGCCGGCCGCUUCGGCUGGGCCACCUACGCAACGGGCGUGGUGCAUGGGCUCUCCCUUGAUGCCAUAAUAUUCAUACUCCCCGCCUUUUCCCUUCCCCACUUUGCUGCCGUGGUGCACGUGAUCGGGGUCGUGUCGGGCACGCUCUUCUCGAUGGGGUGCUACACCACCGUGCUGAGCCUUUUCUUCCGGAAGUCGCCGAGACUGAAGCUCAUCUCGGCCAGCGCAUCCUCGAUUUCCCUGAUCCUGGGCGUGUGUAUCAUCAUGUCGUUGUUUGGAGUCACGUUGCCCCUGCCCGGACUGUGAUACCGUCGGAGUGCUGGUGGGCGUGUUUCGAGCCCGUGGACGUGUUUCAAUGAGGAAAGAGCUGUGGAAGAGUUUUGCGCAAACUGUUGACUGGUCUCAGACAGAUCAGUUG